GCCCGCGCCCUUUCCUGGGCCAGAUUCUGCAGGUUCACUGGGUGGGCAUGAUCGGCGGGCAAGGUUGCAAGCCUCCUAUGUAAGGAGCUAAAGGGGAAAUAAAAUAUACAGGAUGAAAAGAUGGCGAUGUUGCCUCCCCCAGGACCACAGAGCUUUGUCCACUUCACAAAGCAGUCUCUUGCCCUCAUUGAACAACGCAUUGCUGAAGGAAAAACAAAGGAGCCCAAAGAAGAAAAGAAGGAUGAUGAGGAAGAAGGCCCAAAGCCAAGCAGUGACUUGGAAGCUGGCAAACCACUGCCUUUCAUCUAUGGAGACAUUCCUCCCGGCAUGGUGUCGGAGCCCCUGGAGGACCUGGACCCAUACUAUGCAGACAAAAAAACUUUCAUAGUAUUGAACAAAGGAAAAACAAUCUUCCGUUUCAAUGCCACACCUGCUUUGUACAUUUUAUCUCCUUUUAGUCCUCUAAGAAGAAUAUCUAUUAAGAUUUUAGUACACUCCUUAUUCAGCAUGCUUAUCAUGUGCACUAUUCUGACGAACUGCAUAUUUAUGACCCUGAGUAACCCUCCUGAUUGGACCAAGAAUGUAGAGUACACUUUUACUGGAAUAUAUACUUUUGAAUCACUUGUAAAAAUCCUUGCUAGAGGCUUCUGUGUAGGAGAUUUCACCUUCCUUCGUGACCCGUGGAACUGGCUCGAUUUUGUCGUCAUUGUUUUUGCGUAUUUAACAGAAUUUGUAAGCCUAGGCAAUGUUUCAGCUCUUCGAACUUUCAGAGUAUUGAGAGCUUUGAAAACUAUUUCUGUAAUUCCAGGCUUGAAGACCAUUGUAGGGGCGCUGAUCCAGUCAGUGAAGAAGCUCUCAGAUGUCAUGAUCUUGACUGUGUUCUGUCUGAGUGUGUUUGCUCUAAUUGGGCUCCAGCUGUUCAUGGGCAACCUAAGGAAUAAAUGUUUUCGAAGUCCAUCAGAAAAUAAUGAAACAUUCGAAAGCAUACUGAAAACCUUGGAGACUGAAGAAGACUAUAGAAAAUAUUUUUAUUACUUGGAAGGAUCCAAAGAUGCUCUCCUUUGUGGUUUAAGCGGAGAUUCAGGUCAGUGUCCAGAAGGGUACAUCUGUGUGAAAGGUGGCAGAAACCCCAAUUAUGGCUACACAAGCUUUGAUACUUUCAGUUGGGCCUUCUUAGCCUUGUUUCGGUUAAUGACCCAGGAUUACUGGGAAAACCUUUACCAACAGACACUGCGUGCUGCUGGGAAAACCUACAUGAUCUUCUUUGUUGUGGUGAUUUUUCUGGGCUCCUUUUAUCUCAUAAACUUGAUCCUGGCUGUGGUUGCCAUGGCCUAUGAAGAACAGAACCAAGCAAACAUUGAAGAAGCUAGGCAGAAAGAGUUAGAAUUUCAACAGAUGUUAGACCGACUUAAAAAAGAGCAAGAAGAAGCUGAGGCAAUAGCAGCAGCAGCAGCUGAAUAUACAAGUAUUGGGAGAAGCAGAAUUAUGGGCCUCUCAGAGAGUUCUUCUGAAACAUCCAAACUGAGCUCUAAGAGUGCUAAAGAAAGAAGAAACAGGAGAAAGAAAAAGAAUCAAAAGAAGCUGUCCAGAGGGGAAGAAAAGGGAGAUGAUGAAAAAUUGUCCAAAUCUGAAUCUGAAGAAAGUGUCAGGAGAAAAAGUGUCCACCUUGGUGUGGAAGGGCCUAGGCGAGCGCGUGAAAAGAGAUUAUCUACCCCCAAUCAGUCACCACUCAGCAUUCGUGGCUCCUUGUUUUUUACAAGGCGCAGCAGCAGAACAAGUCUUUUUAGUUUCAAGGUUCGAGGAAAAGAUAUAGGAUCUGAGACUGACUUUGCCGACGACGAGCACAGCAUUUUCGGAGACAACGAAAGCAGAAGGGGCUCACUGUUCGUGCCCCACAGACCAAGGGAGCGGCGCAGCAGUAACAUCAGUCAAGCCAGUAGGUCCGCCUCAAUGCUGCCGGUGAACGGGAAGAUGCACAGUGCCGUGGACUGCAAUGGUGUGGUCUCCCUGGUUGAUGGACCCUCAGCCCUCAUGCUUCCCAAUGGACAGCUUCUGCCAGAGGUGAUCAUAGAUAAGGCAACUUCUGAUGAGAGCGGUACAACCAAUCAAAUGCACAAGAAAAGACGAUCCAGUUCUUAUCUCCUUUCUGAGGAUAUGUUGAAUGAUCCCCAUCUCAGACAAAGAGCAAUGAGUAGAGCGAGCAUAUUAACAAACACUGUGGAAGAACUUGAAGAGUCCAGACAAAAAUGCCCACCUUGGUGGUACAGAUUUGCACACACUUUCUUGAUCUGGAAUUGUUCUCCAUAUUGGAUAAAAUUUAAAAAGUUGAUCUAUUUUAUUGUAAUGGAUCCUUUUGUAGAUCUUGCUAUAACUAUUUGCAUAGUUUUGAACACAUUAUUUAUGGCUAUGGAGCAUCACCCAAUGACUGAAGAAUUCAAAAACGUGCUCACUGUGGGAAAUUUGGUCUUUACUGGGAUCUUUGCAGCUGAAAUGGUUCUCAAACUAAUUGCCAUGGAUCCAUAUGAAUAUUUCCAAGUAGGCUGGAAUAUUUUUGACAGCCUUAUUGUGACUUUAAGUUUAGUGGAGCUUUUUCUAGCAGAUGUGGAAGGAUUGUCAGUUCUGCGAUCAUUCAGAUUGCUCCGAGUUUUCAAGUUGGCAAAAUCCUGGCCAACAUUGAACAUGCUCAUAAAGAUCAUUGGUAACUCAGUGGGGGCUCUCGGUAACCUCACCUUGGUAUUGGCCAUCAUCGUCUUCAUUUUUGCCGUGGUCGGCAUGCAGCUCUUUGGUAAGAGCUACAAAGAAUGUGUCUGCAAGAUCUCCAGUGACUGUACGCUCCCACGCUGGCACAUGAAUGACUUCUUCCACUCCUUCCUAAUUGUGUUCCGCGUGCUGUGUGGGGAGUGGAUAGAGACCAUGUGGGACUGUAUGGAGGUCGCUGGCCAAACCAUGUGCCUCAUUGUUUACAUGAUGGUGAUGGUGAUUGGAAACCUAGUGGUCCUGAACCUAUUUCUGGCUUUAUUAUUGAGCUCAUUUAGCUCAGACAAUCUUACAGCAAUUGAGGAAGACACAGAUGCAAACAACCUCCAGAUUGCAGUGGCCAGGAUUAAGAAGGGAAUAAAUUAUGUGAAACAAAUCUUACGUGAGUUUAUUCUAAAAAUGUUUUCCAAAAAGCCAAAGAUUUCCAAGGACAUAAAACAAACAGAAAAUCUAAAUGGUAAAAGGGAAAACUAUAUUUCUAAUCGUACACUUGCUGAAAUGAGCAAAGAUCUCAAUUUCCACAAAGAAAAAGAUAAGGCCAGUGGUUUUGGAAGCAGCGUGGAUAAAUACCUGAUGGAAGAAAGUGACUAUCAAUCAUUUAUUCAUAACCCCAGCCUCACAGUGACGGUGCCAAUUGCACCUGGGGAAUCUGAUUUGGAAAAUAUAAAUACUGAAGAACUUAGCAGUGAUUCAGAGAGUGAAUACAGCAAAGGGAGAUUGAACCAAUCGAGUUCGUCUGAGUGCAGCACAGUUGAUAACCCAGUGCCAGGAGAAGGAGAAGAAGCAGAGGCUGAACCCAUAAAUUCAGACGAGCCAGAGGCCUGUUUCACAGAUGUUUGCUACACUAUAAAGCAAGUCCCUGAGUGGUUAAAUAUUAUACGAAAGGCCUUUGAAGAUAUAUAUAUUGAACGGAAAAAGAACAUUAAGAUUAUUCUGGAGUAUGCUGACAAGAUAUUCACUUAUGUCUUCAUUCUGGAAAUGGUUCUAAAAUGGGUAGCAUAUGGUUACAAAACUUACUUCACCAAUGCCUGGUGUUGGCUGGAUUUCUUAAUUGUUGAUGUUUCUUUGGUUACUUUAGUAGCAAACACUCUCGGCUACUCAGAUCUUGGCCCCAUUAAAUCUCUCCGGACACUGAGAGCCUUAAGACCUCUAAGAGCAUUAUCCAGAUUUGAAGGAAUGAAGGUGGUUGUGAAUGCACUCAUUGGAGCAAUUCCUUCCAUCAUGAAUGUAUUACUUGUAUGUCUUAUAUUCUGGCUAAUAUUUAGCAUCAUGGGAGUAAAUUUGUUUGCUGGCAAGUUCUAUGAGUGUGUUAACACCACAGAUGGGUCACGGUUUCUUCCAAGUCAAGUUCAAAACCGUUCCGAGUGUUUUGCCCUUAUGAAUGUGAGUCAGAAUGUGCGAUGGAAAAACCUGAAAGUGAACUUCGAUAAUGUCGGACUUGGUUACCUGUCUCUGCUUCAAGUUGCAACAUUUAAGGGAUGGAUGGAUAUCAUGUAUGCAGCCGUUGACUCCGUUAAUGUAGAUGAGCAGCCCAAGUAUGAAUACAGCCUCUACAUGUAUAUUUAUUUUGUCAUCUUUAUCAUCUUUGGGUCAUUCUUCACUUUGAACCUGUUCAUUGGUGUCAUCAUAGAUAAUUUCAACCAACAGAAAAAGAAGCUUGGAGGUCAAGACAUCUUUAUGACAGAAGAACAGAAGAAGUACUAUAAUGCAAUGAAAAAGCUGGGAUCCAAGAAACCACAAAAGCCAAUUCCUCGGCCAGGGAACAAAAUCCAAGGAUGUAUAUUUGACCUAGUAACAAACCAAGCUUUCGAUAUCACCAUCAUGGUUCUUAUCUGUCUUAACAUGGUAACCAUGAUGGUAGAAAAAGAGGGCCAGAGUGAAUACAUGUCUCAUGUUUUAUCUUGGAUAAAUGUGGUUUUCAUUAUCCUUUUCACUGGAGAAUGUGUACUGAAGCUGAUCUCCCUCAGACACUACUACUUCACUGUAGGAUGGAACAUUUUUGAUUUUGUGGUUGUGAUUCUCUCCAUUGUAGGAAUGUUUCUAGCUGAACUGAUAGAAAAAUAUUUUGUGUCCCCUACCCUGUUCCGAGUGAUCCGUCUUGCCAGGAUUGGCCGAAUCCUGCGUCUGAUCAAAGGGGCAAAGGGGAUCCGCACACUGCUCUUUGCUUUGAUGAUGUCCCUUCCUGCGUUGUUUAACAUCGGCCUCCUGCUCUUCCUGGUCAUGUUCAUCUACGCCAUCUUUGGAAUGUCCAACUUUGCCUAUGUUAAAAAGGAAGCUGGUAUUAAUGACAUGUUCAACUUUGAGACAUUUGGCAACAGCAUGAUUUGCCUGUUCCAAAUUACCACCUCUGCUGGCUGGGAUGGAUUACUAGCACCUAUUCUCAACAGCGCACCACCAGACUGUGAUCCAAAAAAAGUUCAUCCUGGAAGUUCAGCUGAAGGAGACUGUGGUAGCCCCUCUGUUGGAAUAUUCUAUUUUGUCAGUUAUAUCAUCAUAUCUUUCCUGGUUGUGGUGAACAUGUACAUCGCUGUCAUCCUGGAGAACUUCAGUGUUGCUACUGAAGAAAGUACUGAGCCCCUGAGUGAGGAUGACUUCGAGAUGUUUUAUGAGGUUUGGGAGAAAUUUGAUCCAGAUGCAACCCAGUUUAUAGAAUAUAGCAAACUCUCUGACUUUGCAGCUGCCCUGGAUCCUCCUCUUCUCAUAGCAAAACCGAACAAAGUCCAGCUCAUUGCCAUGGAUCUGCCCAUGGUCAGUGGUGACCGGAUCCAUUGUCUUGACAUUUUAUUUGCUUUUACAAAGCGUGUUUUGGGUGAAGGUGGAGAGAUGGAUUCUCUUCGUUCACAAAUGGAAGAAAGGUUCAUGUCUGCAAAUCCUUCUAAAGUGUCCUAUGAACCCAUUACAACUACGCUAAAACGAAAACAAGAGGAUGUAUCUGCUACUGUCAUUCAGCGUGCUUACAGACGUUACCGCUUACAGCAAAAUGUAAAAAAUAUAUCAAGUAUACAUAUAAAAGAUGGAGACAAAGAUGAUGAUUUGCCCAAUAAAGGAGAUAUGGUUUUUGAUAAUGUUAAUGAAAACUCAAGUCCAGAGAAAACAGAUGUGACCCCAUCUACCAUCUCUCCACCUUCAUAUGAUAGUGUAACAAAGCCAGACAAAGAGAAAUAUGAAAAAGACAAAACAGAAAAGGAAGACCAAGGGAAAGAUGGCAAAGAAAGCAAAAAAUAGAGCUUCAUUUUUGGUAUAUUGUUUACAGCCUGUGAAGGUGAUCUAUUUGUGUUAAUAAGACUCUUUUAAGGAGGUCUAUGCCAAACUUUUUACCAAAAUACUUCAAAGUCAGAGCAGUUACUAGCUCUUAUUCCCUAAGAUAGGUGGGCAGCACUG
Messenger RNA from Trichechus manatus latirostris (Florida manatee), 6138 nucleotides. RefSeq names its product sodium channel protein type 9 subunit alpha. Gene Ontology annotation, cellular component: plasma membrane; voltage-gated sodium channel complex; axon. Bases 121 to 5982 code for a protein of 1953 amino acids. The record is from RefSeq and is a predicted model, not a curated record. NCBI's taxonomy places the organism in Eukaryota, Metazoa, Chordata, Mammalia, Sirenia, Trichechidae. Gene Ontology annotation, biological process: sodium ion transmembrane transport; neuronal action potential; membrane depolarization during action potential. The transcript is spliced from 27 exons. Gene Ontology annotation, molecular function: voltage-gated sodium channel activity.